Symsagittifera roscoffensis is the source of this 1898-nucleotide messenger RNA. Its product is annotated as ceramide transfer protein-like. Lineage: Eukaryota; Metazoa; Xenacoelomorpha; Acoela; Convolutidae. Gene Ontology annotation, molecular function: lipid binding. The coding region runs from base 44 to 1768 and encodes 574 amino acids. Gene Ontology annotation, biological process: ER to Golgi ceramide transport. The transcript has a single exon. The record is from RefSeq and is a predicted model, not a curated record.
ACGUUUCACAUCGAAUUUCUAGAUCUUUUUCGUUUUAGGACGAAUGACGGGCGGGGACGCCAGUAUACCCGACGAGGAGACAGAAAGUCAUAGUUCCGAAGAAAGCGAAUCCUCUUCGGUUGAAGUUUGCGGGUCUCUCCAAAAAUGGACUAAUUAUAUCCAUGGAUGGCAAGAUCGCUAUUUUGUGCUGAAAGAUGGUUGCAUUAGUUACUUCAAAGAUAAAUCCAACAUUGCAACUGGAUCCAGAGGGUCUCUGAGUCUGGCGAAAGCUUUAGUUAAAGAGCAUGAAUUUGACGAGCUUAGGUUUGAUAUCGGGGUAAAUGAUUGUGUUUGGUACUGUAGAGCCAAGAACAGAGAGGAGAGAAGAACUUGGCUGGAUGCCAUUGAGCUUUACAGAAACGAUUCCAGCAUUGAUUCUGCUAUGAGCAGAAAUGGAUCCAUGUUUUCCCUGAAUUCCAUCAAUAGCGGAAAUAUGCUUCUUAGUGGUAAAAGUAAACUUAACCGCGGCCAGGAAUUGUUGACUUUGCAAUCUGAAAUGGACACUUUGCGAAGUUCAUCGAAGCAGUUAGUUCAAAAAAUAGAACUGCACAUGCAAUUGAGUGCAAGCACUUUGCCAGAUCAGAAUGGCGAUUCACCACAGACGCUCGAAACCGACAUGUCUCUAUUCAGGGCUGACUGCUUAACUUUCAAAACAACUACUGACAACCUUUUGGAUCUGUGUAAACAAUGUGUUGAUCUAUCAAUGGUCCAAGAUGAGAAACUGCGCAGAAAAUUGGACGAGGAAAUUAGAAAGCGAAAGAAAUUAGAAGAAGCUAUCCGGUCUCUGAAGGAAAAUAUGAUGACCGCUAAUUUACGAGAUGGGCCUGAUUUUCAAGAGGGCCCAAACAGUGCAAUCACGGAUGAAAUGUGGUUCGAUGCAAUUGACGGUGUCCUUGAAAAGCUGGACGAGGAUACAUACAACCCUGAAAAAGCAUCUCUGGUAAAAGUUCCCCUGACAUGUGGAACUCAGCGGACACAACAUAGGUUCUCCAGCGCAUGUGACAACUAUGUUAAAGAGAACCUCAAAUACGCCUUUUCUUCGUCCGACCAAGUAGAAGGCGAGGAUGGAUGGGAGCUGAUGCACUCAGAGGGUGAAAUGCGGGUUUAUCGUAAAGAAGUUGAAAUAGACGGAUUGGUUUUGGAUCCUCUGAAAGCAACACAUCAGGUAGAAGGCAUAACGGCUGAGGAAAUGUGUCGUUGGUUUUUUGAUCCGGAUGUAAAAAUGGAAUGGGAAGGACAUCUUCUGGAGAAGGUGAAAGUGCUUGAGAUUUUAGCACCGGACACAGUGAUCAUUCAGUCAGUAAUGAAACGAGUCUGGCCGUCCGCGCAACGAGACAUAGUUUACUUAUCGCAUAUCCGUCAUGUUAGUGCAUAUAACCAAGAAAGCAAUGAAAACGAUACCUGGAUUGUGUGCAAUUACUCCGUUGACCACAGUGAGGGUGUUCUCGGAAGGGGAGUGGUUAGGUGCCAAGUUAGGGCUUCGAUGGUGUGUCAGACUAUCGUCAUAAAUACCGGAGUAGUUUCCGCCAAUUUAAAGUACCCUAGAUCAAAAGUUGCUUGUAAAGUGUGGUAUACUGCAGACGUGAAUCCUGGUGGAUGGGCUCCGGCCAAGGUGCUACGUCAGAUUUAUAAACAUGAAUAUCCUAAAUUUCUUACCAAGUUCGGUCAGUAUGUGUAUUCUAAGACAGCGCCUUUGCAACCCGAAGUUUCAAUUCCAACUUUUCUGUAGAAUGUCGAAUCUCAAGUUUUCCUAUUGGCGCAGUGUAUCGCCAAGUGAAAAAAGUUUGAAAUUCUGAAAAUUUUAAUUAGUUGGAAUACUGUUUCUGUAAAUUAUAGAUUAAUUCAUCUAUUUGUUAUUA